CAUGGUGACCGCGAUGGAACACAAACAAAGUGUCUUCGAAUAGUCAACUUGCAGUCAUAGUGUUUUGGUUCCCAGAAAAUGAAUCAAAGACCAGUUUGGGAGGAUAGGGAGGUGAAAUUCGAUAUUCCCUCAGUCUACAAAACAAUCCGCAGCGGCGAAACCAUUCUCGAUGUGCUCGAUUCGGUGGAGGACACCAAGGGCAACAGUGGCGACUGUGGCCGAGUUUUGGUGACCAAUCUACGCCUCGUCUGGUACUCGAUCACGUCCCAUCGGUUCAGUCUGUCCAUCGGCUUCUCCUGCAUACUGACCAUGAACACCAAGACGGUCGUGUCGAAAGUGCGCGGAACAACCCAAGCGCUGUACAUUCUGAGCGUCGGUUCAAACUCACGGUUUGAGUUCAUUUUCACCAACCUAACGGCCACCAACACCAAACACUUUGCGUCGAUCUUUGACGUGUACCGGCUGUACCAAGGGUCCACAAUCUACCGGGAGCUCAAGUUACGCUCGUCGGUGGUUGUGUCGGGACAGCUGCAAGUGCAACCGCAGGAACAGAUUUUCAACACCAUCAACGGUGUGUGGAACCUGUCGAGUGAUCAGGGAAAUCUUGGCAUCCUGAUCGUAAGCAAUGUCCGGCUCGUUUGGUACGCCGAGAUGAACAACAGCUUCAACAUAUCGCUGCCGUACAUGCAGAUCGCCAGUUUGCGCAUUCGCGAGUCCAAGUACGGGCCGGCGUUGGUGAUUCAAACGCUCGAAACGGCUGGAUCUUACGUGCUGGGCUUUCGGAUCGAUCCUUCCGAUCGGCUCGGGGACGUGUACAAGGAACUACUUUCGCUUCACAGUGUCUACACGGAGCGUCCCGUUUUCGGUGUGUUUUAUGAAGCCCCGGCCGACGUAGAACGAGCACCGACCGAAUCGAUAGAUGACGUUGAGGAGCUGAAUUCUACGGCUGGGAGUGAAAUUAACUCCAAGUUUACAGCUUACCUUGCGGAUACGGCGGCCGGCGAUGGUUCGGAACAGUGCAGAAGGAAGCCGUUUUACUGCAAAGAGCUUGGCUUUGCAAUGGAAUCGCUCAAGGAAGGUUACACCGUGAAGGACUUGUGGGAUGUACUUCCCUCCCAGUAGAGAAAAAACAGGAAUAAUCGCAAAAAAGGCGUCUCAUUUUUCCUCGCGAGAUUCGAACUCCCAACGACCGGGUUGCUAUAGAACGAAGAAACCAACUCGUACAUAUGUAAACACUCGCUAUCUCUCUGUCAUUCCUUCUCACUCUUUCUCUGUCUCUCUCUAACCCGGGUGUGACAUUUCCGAAUAAUCAACAAAUAUUUUGCAAUAAACAGUACACCGCCAGCGUCUCGAAA
This is a messenger RNA of Anopheles stephensi (Asian malaria mosquito), 1355 nucleotides long. It is a transcript of the gene BBS5, whose product is annotated as Bardet-Biedl syndrome 5 protein homolog. Gene Ontology annotation, biological process: cilium assembly; intracellular transport. Bases 79 to 1122 code for a protein of 347 amino acids. Gene Ontology annotation, cellular component: BBSome; ciliary basal body. NCBI's taxonomy places the organism in Eukaryota, Metazoa, Arthropoda, Insecta, Diptera, Culicidae. The transcript has 2 exons. Gene Ontology annotation, molecular function: phosphatidylinositol-3-phosphate binding. The record is from RefSeq and is a predicted model, not a curated record.